This is a messenger RNA of Helianthus annuus (common sunflower), 2107 nucleotides long. Its product is annotated as IQ domain-containing protein IQM1. Bases 295 to 1911 code for a protein of 538 amino acids. The record is from RefSeq and is a predicted model, not a curated record. NCBI's taxonomy places the organism in Eukaryota, Viridiplantae, Streptophyta, Magnoliopsida, Asterales, Asteraceae. The transcript is spliced from 8 exons.
UCUUUAAUUUGUUCACAUCGAAUCAAAAUCAAACAUUUGUUUGAAAACUUUCAUUUUCUUGAUUCCAGUCAAGACUCAAGUAUUUAUUUUUAAGCAAAAAAAAUUAAUUUUUUAUCCCAUUUGUCACGUCCAGUGGUUCUUUUAUAAAUAGGUGAAAACAGGGGGUUGUUCAUAAUCAUCAUCCUUUUCAAGAAAAAAACUGAAAAUCUUGAAUUUUAGCCCAGAAAUCAAGAAAGUUUGAAGAAGUAUUUGGAUAAAGCUCUUUGCUUGAUUAAAGAAAUUUUGAACUAUUUUAUGGGUUUGUCCUUAUCACUAUUACAUUCAGCCUGGGAAGAAAUCUUGAACCACAAUAUCUUGAUCUUACCAUAUGAACUUAACAUGGGAUCACAAACCAACAACUUAACCGAAUCGGAAUCAGAAACAACAUCUAGAGAACCCGAAGAAUCACGUGCUGGUCUAAGUAGGAAAAAUUCGAUCAUUUUGAAGAAGCGUGAACCGUUAAAGAUAAUGCUUGAAACCUCCCUUUCUUUCAAGAAUCUUGUUCAGGACUUCAAGAAAGCCGAACCCGAAAAUUUGAAUCUUAAAACGGGUGGUUUGACUUCUCCUGGGUCAACUGUCUUUGUUUCGCCACGACCCGUUAGCGAACUCAAUGCUGCUGCGACUACAGUCCAGAAGAUAUACAAAAGUUAUCGAACACGAAGAAAUUUAGCCGACUGUGCUGUUGUUGUUGAGGAAUUAUGGUGGAAGGCUUUGGAUUUUGCUGCUUUGGAUCGGAGUUCGGUUUCGUUUUUUAAUGUUGAGAAGCCCGAAACUGCGGUUUCACGAUGGGCCCGGGCCCUAACUCGGGCUGCUAAAGUGGGAAAGGGUCUAUGCAAGAAUGAAAAGGCUCAAAAAUUGGCUUUGCAACAUUGGCUUGAAGCUAUCGACCCGCGCCAUCGCUAUGGCCAUAAUCUGCACAUUUACUAUGAUCUCUGGUUCGAAAGCGAAAGCUGUCAACCUUUCUUCUAUUGGUUGGAUGUUGGAGAUGGUAAAGAAAUAAACCCCGAAAAAUGCCCACGCUUCCGUUUACAACGUCAAUGCAUAAAGUAUUUAAGCCCGAACGAACGGGAAUCGUAUGAAGUAAUAGUGGAAAACGGAAAGCUCGUUUAUAGACAAAGUCGUUUACUUUUGGAAACCAUCGAAGGUUCUAAAUGGAUCUUUGUUCUUAGCACUUCGAAAAACUUGUACGUUGGCCGAAAACAAAAAGGCUUGUUUCAACAUUCAAGUUUUCUGGCUGGUGGGGCCACCACUGCCGCAGGUAGAUUAGUGGCCCAUGGUGGCAUUCUCGAGGCUAUUUGGCCUUAUAGCGGUCACUACCUUCCAACAGAAGAAAACUUUAGGGACUUCAUUAGCUUCUUGGAGGAAAACAAUGUUGAUCUCACAAAUGUUAAGAAAUGCUCGGUUGAUGACGAUGACGUGGGCUUUUCGUUCAAGGUCACGCAGCCCGAAACCAAGCCCACGAAGCCCACACCAUUAGAUGACAUGGGCUUUUCAUUCAAGGUCACUCAGCCCGAAUCCAAGCCCGCGCCAUUGGUCAUUCCACGUACAAGACCGCAAGAUAUCUUUAGUACACCAGCUAAUGCAGAACAUGCAACCACACCCACCUUCGUUCAAAGUCCGGUUUCAGCCCGGUUUCAAGAAGCUAAUCGUGUUUCGAGCAAGUGGUCCUCAGGAACCGGGCCACGUAUCGGCAUUGUUAGGGAUUACCCAACCGAGCUGCAAUUUCGGGCUCUUGAACAAGUUAACUUAUCUCCCCGUAUAUCUAACUUUGGGCCAAUCCCUUCACCUAGGCCCAGCCCGUGUGUGAGACUCUCUCCUAGAAUUUCACACAUGGGACUCCCCAGUCCUAGGACCCCAAUUGCUGCCAGCUAAGCUAACACGUUCAAUUGUGGGCCCUUUUGAGCUUCACAUUUUGUGUAAAGGAAAAAAAAAUCUUUUAUAUUUUAUAUCUUUAUUAUUUAUUAAAAUUGUAGGAAUAGAUGUAAUAAGUGUAAGCAUGCAUGUUGAUCUCAUGACACUGUAAUUUUUUCUUUACUCGUCUUAUAAUGGAUUUAUUUUUUUUACCGCU